AUGGCCGACGCAGAGCCGCGCAAGCGUUCACGCUUCGAUCAAAAGGAGCCCGAGCCCAAGAGAGCCUCGCGAUUCGACCGCCGCUCGCGCUCUCCGUCGACUCGAAACUCGGAGACCAGGGAGCGUAGUCCGCUCCCGAGUACCAGCGAACCCACAGUCGACCCGGCUGCCGCUGCGGCUGCCGCGGCCGCCAAGAUUAAUGCGCAGCUCCAGGCUCGCAAGGGCAUUCAGCACGUCGACGUCCCGCCCAUCCUAGGCGCCACCAGCAAUGGCACGCCCGAAGCCAGCUCAGCUGCCCCAGAGGCGAGCAAAGGCGCGCCUGGCGCUCCGGGCGAGAUGUAUGUCUCGGACGGCGACUACAUUCAGGACAUAGAGGUCAACGAUUUGCGAAACCGAUAUAUGCUCAUGAAAGCGCAGACGCAGCAAGCGAUUCAAAAAGAUACUGGAGCUGAUCUCACUGUUCGAGGGAAAUACUACCCCAACAAGAGCAUGGCUACUGCUGCCGAACCUCCUUUAUAUCUCCACAUUACCGCCAGAACAAAAGAGGUGCUGGAAGCUGCCGUCGCCAAAGUCAACGAGUUGAUUGAGCAGGAGCUUCCUCAGCUUGUCGACGAGCGCCGAUUCAAGCGCCGCGAGAGAGAACAGCCGGAGAAUGACGAUACUAGCCGGCGUAACAAAUGGCCAGAAGAGAGCAUUCCCGUAGGUCUGGAGCCUGUUCCCGGCUUCAACCUGCGGGCCCAGAUUGUCGGUGCAGGCGGCUCUUAUGUUAAGCACAUUCAGCAAGAAACGGGAUGCCGUGUCCAGAUCAAAGGUCGCGGUUCAGGAUACAUUGAACGAGACACUAACCAAGAAAGUGACGAGGAAAUGUUCCUUCACGUCGCCGGUCCCGAUCCGGCCAUGGUAGAAAAGGCUAGGGACCUAUGCAAAGACUUGAUUGAAAACGUCCGCGAGCAGUACGAAGAGUUCAGAAGCCGUCCGCCGCGCCAACAUGGCGAUCGUGGGGGCUACGGUGACCGUGGCGACCGUGGCUACGGCGGUGACCGUCGCGGCGGCUAUAAUGACCGUGGCGGUGAUCAUUACAGUGGCCGAGGCGGCGGCGGCGGCGACUCGUACUCUGGCUACGGCAGGCAAAGCUCGGACAGCGGCUCUAGAACUGCCGCUGCUGCUACGGACGCCUCUGCCAACGCGGACUACAACGCGCAAUAUGCUCAAUACUACGCUCAGGCGGCUGCUAACGGCCAGGAUCCCUACGCCGCUUAUGGCGGCUACGCCAACUACGUCGCCAUGUACCAGCAGUACUACGCUCAGUAUCAGCAAGGACAAGCUGGUGCUGCACAGUCGCCAGCCCCCGGGGCGUCGGCAUCACCGCAACCUCCUCCUCCGAGUGACUCGGCGCCUCCUCCCCCUCCUCCUUCCAGCGCCGCCCCUCCGCCACCGCCCUCUGGAUCACCUCCCGGCGCUCCGGGUGGCUACAGCGCUGUCCCUCCUCCGCCCGGCUUCACAGAGCUCGAGCAAUCGAUUGGCGAUGCUGCGACCCGUGUUUGCUAA
Messenger RNA from Beauveria bassiana ARSEF 2860, 1548 nucleotides. RefSeq names its product KH domain-containing protein. Gene Ontology annotation, cellular component: nucleus. The coding region runs from base 1 to 1548 and encodes 515 amino acids. NCBI's taxonomy places the organism in Eukaryota, Fungi, Ascomycota, Sordariomycetes, Hypocreales, Cordycipitaceae. The record is from RefSeq and is a predicted model, not a curated record. The transcript is spliced from 10 exons. Gene Ontology annotation, molecular function: RNA binding.